Molecule: messenger RNA, 372 nt
Organism: Babesia microti strain RI
Lineage: Eukaryota; Apicomplexa; Aconoidasida; Piroplasmida; Babesiidae
Exons: 4
Coding region: 1-372 (123 amino acids)
Source: RefSeq, a predicted model, not a curated record
AUGGAUAACAAAUGCCUUCUGAAUUACCACUUCAGGAGAUUUAUCGACAACAACAAACUACCCAUACAAUUUACCCUUUUUUACACAUCAUUGAAAGAUUUUUUAGUUCCAUUGCGCACAGUUGGGUUUCAACAGACAUUUUUAAAAGGAAUGAUAAAGUCACUCAAAGCUGUAAAUUGCCUUAUUGCAUGUAAACUGAUUUUUUGCUCUGAAAAUAUUGUUAUUAAUUCGUACAAAUACUACAACUCUAACUUAUUUAUGGUUCCCAUUAGCAUUGGAAUGGCUAUUUUUAAUGUGACCAUUUUGACCAAAUUAUUAAAGUACAGCAAAAAUUUUUUACUACCAUUCGUUCUAUCAGAGACCAUCAUGUAA